Messenger RNA from Vicugna pacos (alpaca), 611 nucleotides. It is a transcript of the gene RPS10, whose product is annotated as ribosomal protein S10. The record is from RefSeq and is a predicted model, not a curated record. Gene Ontology annotation, cellular component: cytosolic small ribosomal subunit. Gene Ontology annotation, molecular function: RNA binding; structural constituent of ribosome. NCBI's taxonomy places the organism in Eukaryota, Metazoa, Chordata, Mammalia, Artiodactyla, Camelidae.
ACGCUGCGCUGCGCAUGCCCUUUCCUUUCCAGCUCCGGCCCCGGACGCAACAGCCGUCGCGAUGUUGAUGCCCAAGAAGAACCGUAUUGCCAUUUAUGAACUCCUUUUUAAGGAGGGAGUGAUGGUGGCCAAGAAGGAUGUCCACAUGCCCAAGCACCCCGAACUGGCAGACAAGAACGUGCCCAACCUUCACGUCAUGAAGGCCAUGCAGUCUCUCAAAUCACGAGGCUACGUGAAAGAACAGUUUGCCUGGAGACAUUUCUAUUGGUACCUUACUAACGAGGGUAUCCAGUAUCUCCGUGAUUACCUCCACCUGCCUCCUGAGAUCGUACCUGCCACCCUGCGUCGCAGUCGUCCUGAGACUGGCAGGCCACGGCCUAAAGGUCUGGAGGGAGAACGACCUGCAAGACUCACACGAGGGGAAGCCGACAGAGACACCUACAGACGAAGUGCUGUGCCCCCUGGUGCUGACAAGAAAGCCGAGGCCGGGGCCGGGUCAGCAACCGAAUUCCAGUUUAGAGGCGGAUUUGGUCGUGGACGUGGUCAGCCACCUCAGUAGAGUUGGAAGAGAUAGUUUUGUGUUGAAUAAACCUGUAGCCAGAAAAGAUUAA